Messenger RNA from Pelobates fuscus (common spadefoot toad), 6655 nucleotides. RefSeq names its product semaphorin 6C (gene SEMA6C). Gene Ontology annotation, cellular component: plasma membrane. The coding region runs from base 633 to 3770 and encodes 1045 amino acids. Gene Ontology annotation, biological process: semaphorin-plexin signaling pathway; negative chemotaxis; negative regulation of axon extension involved in axon guidance. NCBI's taxonomy places the organism in Eukaryota, Metazoa, Chordata, Amphibia, Anura, Pelobatidae. The transcript has 21 exons. Gene Ontology annotation, molecular function: semaphorin receptor binding; chemorepellent activity. The record is from RefSeq and is a predicted model, not a curated record.
UCUUGGCAUGUUGUACAUUGUUUUUCUCCAGCUUCAGUUUACAGACCCUGCAAGCGACACUCCACACGGAAUUAUUACAACUCUCUACGUCCCGGGAUCUGGGGUCUAAAACACCCCCCCACCAAUGACAACAAGGACAGCACCCCCUCUCUCCUUGACACCCUAUUGUCUCCUGCCCUGACCUCCUCCUGCGCCUUCUUUCUUGGGAGUAAAGAGAUCAGCUGGUCCUAAAGGACUCGUCCUCUAACACAGCACCCAUAUCUAAUCGAUAUGUCAUUAAGGAUGGUUGUUCAAGAGGCAGCUGAUGUAGGAACGUGAUGGAGACCUUGCUCCGAAAGCUGGAGGCUGUGAGUCUUCGCAAAAAGUUGAGAAAGUACUGUGCUGCGAAAUCGGUAAACCCAUAGCUGAACCUUUCUGUAGAAAAGGAAGAUGAGAACAAAGCGUGGAAAAUAAGAAAUGCUAGAAUCGGUGUCCCGCACCUAAGGCUCGGUCAAAUUAUCCACAAUAUCCAGAACAUCUCACAAAUCACCCCAAAUGAGCCAGGACUGAGGGUCUCGAAGAUUCAGAAUGAACAUUCCCUAAAGCCAGGACACUGCUCAGAAACCUCCUGAUAAGCCUUGAAGGACACAAGAAUGUCCCACAUGCAUCUAGCUGUGGCCCUUCUCCUAGCCAGUUUAAUUUGCUCCUCAGCACUGGUGUUUCCUAAAGAUCUCACUCCGCUUCGGACAAUCGAUGUAUCAAGCACUUCAUCUUAUCCGUGGUUCCGUGGGCUGACCAGCGAUGAAGAUACAGCACACCUUGGCUUGGACUUCCAGAAGAUGCUUAAACUGAAUCAGACGCUAUUCGUUGCUGCAAGAGAUCACGUGUAUGCCAUUGAUUUGAGGAGAGCUAAGGAGACCAUUUCUGCUGACAGAUACAUAACAUGGAAGACGCAGGAUAUGGACAAUUGCGCCAUUAAAGGAAAACAGGAUGAGUGUUACAAUUACAUCAAAGUACUCGUACCCAAAAACGAUCAGACCCUAAUUGCUUGUGGCACCAACUCAUUCAACCCCAUGUGUCGGAGCUACAAGAUCAAAACUCUGGAUCAAGAAGGAGAAGAUUUUAAUGGCCAGGCUCGAUGUCCAUUUGAUGCCAAGCAAGCCAACGUGGCUCUCUUUGCUGGUGGGAAUCUGUAUUCUGCGACUGUGGCAGAUUUUCAAGCCAGCGACGCUGUUAUAUAUCGCAGUCUAGGGGAGAAUCCUGUUCUCAGGACUGUAAAAUACGACUCCAAGUGGCUUCGAGAGCCUCACUUUAUCCAUGCCGUGGAAUUCGGAAGUUAUGUUUAUUUCUUUUUCCGUGAAAUAUCGAUGGAAUACACAACGCUGGGAAAGGUGACCUUCUCUCGAGUGGCUCGUGUGUGUAAGAACGACAUGGGGGGCUCUCCCCGGGUCCUGGAAAAAUACUGGACUUCAUUCCUGAAAGCGCGGCUGAACUGCUCUGUGCCAGGGGAUUCCUUCUUUUACUUUGAUGUCCUCCACUCAAUCACGGAUAUCUUAACCAUCAAUAACCGUCCUGCAGUAAUUGGGGUAUUUGGCACCCAGACUAACAGCAUCACUGGUUCUGGGGUCUGCGCUUUCUACAUGGAUGAUAUUGAGAAGGUGUUUAAUGGAAGAUUUAAGGAGCAAAAGACCACUGAAUCUGCUUGGACCCCGAUUCCAGAAGACAAAGUCCCAACCCCUAGACCUGGCUGCUGUGCUGGUGUUGGGAAGGCUGCAUCCUACAAGACAUCCAAUGAAUUACCAGACGAAACGCUGUCCUUUAUUAAAUCUUAUCCUCUCCUGGACGAGGCAGUGCCCUCCAUUACUGAAUCGCCGUGGUUCACCAAAACAACCAGCAGGUUCAAACUGACCCAGAUAGCUGCUGACAACUCUGCUGGACCCACUGCAAACUACACAGUCUUGUUUCUGGGCUCGGAAGAUGGAAAGGUGCUAAAAGUCCUGUCUAGUACAACAGAGAAUUCAACAGUAGAGACUCUCCUACUUGAAGAGAUUAAUGCUUACAACCCAGCCAAGUGCAAUGUGAAAAGGGAGGACAGGAGAAUUCUGGGAUUGCAGCUUGACCGGGAAAACCAUGGCCUGUUCGUCGCCUUCUCGAGUUGUAUCAUCAGGGUGCCGCUCAGCCGAUGUGAAUCAUACAGCACGUGUAGGAGAAGUUGUUUGGCAUCCAGGGAUCCUUACUGUGUGUGGCUGAAGUCAGGAACUUGUACCAGUUACAAGAGUGAAAUCAGAAACGGAUACGAACAGGAUGUUGAGCAGUCAAAGCAGUGGGGAAGCUGCCAGGAUCUUGUAACAGCUUCGGGCAGCUCAGAGGGUGAAAGUGACUCUGCUUACGGGAAACCCCCGCCCAGCGGUGACAUCACCAUUGCCAGUGUUGCCUCCCUUGGGGAAGUGACUCUCCCGGUGCGGCCGGGCUAUAUCCCGCCAGGUGUGACAUCAGACGGUUACUACCAACUUUCUGCCUGGCACACUCUUAAAACCCAGGGAGUACGACAGGAAGCUGGGACAAGAGAAGCCACCAAAAGCGUCCACUUCACAUUUCUUAUUGGCUGUGUCUUUGUAGCAUUUGUUGUGGGAGCUAUAUUCUCUGGACUCUUUGUCUCGUGUUAUUGCAACCACAUGUUUCAGAAGAACAAACACAUUAGCAAAGACCCUGAAUCAAGUCUCCAACGUCCACUUUCACUAAGGAGUCUGGCAAAAAUGAAUGGCCUCUUGGAAAACCAAUCCAAGGAAGGGAUGAUGGAAUCAACAUCUCCAAAGCUUUAUACCACACUCCUACAUGGUGAAAAGGAGCAAACUGUUGAAACAAGCAAAGUUGGGAUGAAGGAACACCCGGAACUGUCAGGACUUCCCACUCCCGAGUCCACACCAGAGCUACCAAUGAAAAAUUUGAAAGCUUUCAAAAACCAGUGGGAGAGGAACCAAAACUGUAAUAAUGCCAAAGAAAUUCAAGGGAAGAGCUCCAUGUUUCAUUUUCCUGUAUCAAACUCCCAAGUCUUUCAGUUCCCUAGUACUGUGGUCCUCCCCAGCAGUAUUCAUGGCUACGAGCAAUCUAUUUCUACAUAUGGAGAUGACAAGAAGAUACCAAAUUCUGAGAGAGCUCUAAUUCCGCAUUCCCAGUGUUAUCUUCCAAAAGGUGUGGAGGUGACAACACUUGAUGAACUUCUAAAACAUCUUCCAGAAACUAGUGGGUCACCAAGGAAAAUGUCUGGUAUGAUGGCCAUUAGUCCACAAGCUGUUAGUCCUCAUUCAGCCAUGUCAUUCAUCAACAGAGUUCAGCCAAAAAUCCCAGACACAGAAAGUGCCCCUUAUUACAGCUCCUCCACACUUCCAAGGGACAGCUUACCCAGAAGACUGGAUAUCCCACCUGAUGUGAAUCCCCAAUCUUGCUUAGAAAAGCAGACAAGACAUCCAUCUCAGAGGCAUUCAUUGUCCUCUGGACACAAACUCAUAAACAUAGGUCCAGGUGGGCCAAUGCUGUCUAGACAACACAGCUUGGGACAAGGCAACAGGCAACCCCCACCUCCACUUCUCACAAGAAUGCACUCUACAGGUACCCCUGUACCCAUGGAUAGCCACAAUGUCUUUCUUUCUCGUCAGCAUAGCUACACUGAUCAAACACCAAUGCAGAGAAAUAUGGUGAAACGGACCCUCUCUUUAAGACCGGAGAUACAAUCCAAUUCAGUAUUUUUGCCCUCCUCUCCUGUGAAAGAUGCAAAUGAGUUCAAGUAUUAAAACAUAUUUGGCUGUUCUUCCAAUCAAAGGACACCUAGACAAUUUGUGACAAAGAAAUGUGAAACCGAUCUUUUGUAUUUUUGCCUUUCUGAAAUGCUCUUGCUUAAGGCCAGAUCACCCAACGUACAUCUAACUGUUGUCAAGUCAACAGCAACAACAUGGUUGUUGAAGGACUAUUGAACAAGGAUAUUGAAUUAAAUCCCUUUGAACUGUCAUGUAGUUAGGGAAGUCAGAGGGUAGGCUGUUGUCGAAAAAGUUAGUCUACCUAACCACAUUAUUAAACUUCUGUAUGAAGAUGACUGACACACAAUCUGCUGUGAUCUUGUGUGCUAAGUGGUUUAAAUAUAGUAGCCUGUUCCGUUGGUAGGUGGACAAUGGGUAAAGAUAAGAGAGCAUUGGAACACAGUCAUUGAAAAUGGAUGAUAUCAACGGACUUGAAUUAUCUGUGUCCCUGAGCCGAAGAUGUCCACUAAUAAGGCACAUGAAAUAAACAAUCCAUAAUUUCAUUGUGCACUUGGAUGACAUGAAAGGAUACCUCAAGAGGAAUAGAUACAAUGUAAAUUAAUUUAUAUAUACAUAUUUGUAUAUAUAUAAAGAUAUAUAUAUAUUUCACAAUGUACCUCCAUAUAAAAGGAGAUUAAAAUACCCUACUGUGUAGGGAUGAGAAACUCACUUCUAUUAAUAUCUCUGAAAGUGUAUAGAUUUAAAAAAGGUAUGCCCUAGCUUACCUAUGACCAUCCGUUUUAUUAUAAGCAACAAAGACAGGAGAGAGAGGGAGCCAGUGAGAGCUCAGCAUCCCUGACCUUAGAGUAUCUCACCAUGUCCAUAUCCUCCCAACGUCCCAUCCCAUUCAGGCUUCAUCUACAGUCACUGAUAGUUGAAUACAAAAGCUCCAAAUGAUGGUAAUGUAAGAACUGCCAGGCUAUGAGCACCGUGUGCUUAAGGUGAAUUGGGCUGAUAUUACAUGCCAUAACUGUAUCCGGAACAGGUCUGAUGGAACUGCCCCUAAGGGAUAACUCUCCUUCCGAGGAACAAGUGGGGUGCUUGGCCAGCAGUAGUACCCCAAUGUAUAAUCAGUAAGCCCAGUGGAUAGUCUGUGUACAUGUGUGCCUUAUUUCAAUCUAGUCUUAUGAACAUUGCGAUUGUAGUAACCACAGAGUCUGUUCAUUUUUGUCAUUGAUUGGUUCGUAAUUUGAAAAAAAAAAUUGUGAUUUUUAUUUUAUUUUUUAUUUGAAGAGGCUCUCGUAGAGCUGACCCUGCCUGCUGGUACUUGUCAAUGUCAGCCGCAGACAUGUUCAGAAUUCUGGGUGAUGUGUGGAUUAAAAAAAGAAACAAAAAACAUAUUCCUCGGCACCCGGUAUGUGGUUUGAUGUGCUUUCACAGGUGAAAAUGGAUGUGAUAGAUUGUAAUACUCAAGGUUUGUUCCUACUUACUUUGCCUUGGUCAAAAAAAAACCUGCAAAAAUAGUUUGCCUACAGCACUAUCAAAAGAAUAUAGUGCACCCAUGAUCAAUGUCUGUUGAAACAGAACGUUUAUAUUUGCAUUCUAUCUACACAAAAUCUAAAGUACAAGGAAGUAUUUUCUCCCAUGAAAUCGUUCAGCUAUUUCUUUUAAAUAUUGCAAAAUCUCAAUCUUCUCACUCCCGAAUGCAAGAUGUCUCAAGGCAUCCCUUCAAAAUCCUACGCACCUUCCUUAUGUUACUUUUAAAAAGGAUAUUCUAAGCUAGAUGGUAAUAACAUGUAGAGUGUGGACUCCCUUUAGAGAAUUAUGUUUUUUUACAGUAAACAUAUGGGCAUUUGAUUUAGACGUAAUCCCGUGCACACAGUGUAACCAGGAAGCUACAUCCCUGGCUAAAAUGUCAAAAUAUCACAAAGUAUAAAAAGAUUUAAAAAAAAAAAAUCAUUGUUAUAUCAUUUUCUGCACAAAAUUAAAAAAAUAUAUAUCUUUAUACCUCAUGUCCAAACAUUUCAAAAAUACAUUAUUUGUAUUUAUGAAAGCAUAUUUGUUAAUUUUGUUGUUAUUUUUAAUAACAGUCUAAUAAUCGUGAGUUUAUUUGUGUAUUGGAUCAGUUACAUUUGAUCUCCAUAAAUCACAAUUAAAUGCUUCAGUUUCUCCAAGAAAGCAAAAUAUUUCAAAACAAACCGUAAAUAUCAGAACAUAAGCCUUCAAUAGUAAUAUUUUUUUUUGUAGAAUAGGAAACAUCCCGUCUUAAGUCACAUGCUGUCCUUAAAAAGUUCAUAUCAAGAAGGGCUACAUUUUAACAUGCCUUAACUUCCCAUCAAUACUGAAUAGAAUCUACCAAGCCUUUGUACCCGCUGACAUGUCAAGGCCUCAAUCCAUCUGCUCUGCAAAUGAAUAAACUGAUUAAAGGGACACACCAAAUGCUUUGUAUGCUAACUUUUGCCUUGUGUGUGAAUUGUAGCCGUAGACCGGACUGGAGAAUGUUUGUAAACAUUGUAUUAAUCUUCUUUGUGCCGGAGAAUCACGAAACGAGUAUAAAAACAGUAAAAACCCUUUCAGCACUCAAAUAAUUUAAUUAUUGUUCAGAAAAAGUAUUUGUUUAUAAAAGUAUAUAUGUAUGAGGGAGUCUCUAAUGAAAUGUGUAAGCAUUGUUCUCUCAAAGAAUGUUUAUAAUUUACAUGUCUUAUCAUCUGUUCUUUGUAUCGCAGAGAUUUCCAAUCAUGCAUCACUAAUUCUCUGUAACCCCCACCAUAUCGUGGGAUGUGCUACAUGGGUCAUGUUGCCGGCAAGUUGCUCAGGUGAAAGUGGCCUGCCCACAAUACAUUUACAAUUAAAAAUCGGCCUAAUUUCUCACUACUGUUUUAUUUUUUUCCUUUUCUUUCUAAGAAAAAAAAAAGACCUUGAAUGUAAAAUUUGUAAAAAAA